AUGACAGGAAUAAAGAAGUCGAUUUCGAAAACCGUAAAACGUAAUUCGUGUAUCAACUGUAAAGAGAGGAAAGUACGAUGUGAUUUACUUUCACCCUGCUCUAUUUGUCAGAGAAGAAAUGAAAUAUGUGUAUAUCCUUCCAAAGAUAACAGGAGUAUCCGUUUGACAGUUGGUAAAAUGAAACAGUUAGAAUCAAGAUUAGUUCAUUUGGAAAAAAUACUCGAAGAGAUUAGAAACCAAACUCAGUUGCCAGAUGAGGUGAUUAGGAUAUUGAAUGGUGUUUCUGAUGAGGACCAUUUGCCGUCAUGUCUCAAAUCAUAUGACUCAAGAGUGACUCAGUUCAGUAUACUGACUAUUCCGGAGAAUGAUAAAUCGAACUCGGUAAUGUUAGGACCGACAAGUGUUUACAAGAAAUAUGAUUCUGCAGAGAAUACACCUAUAAUUGAAACGGAUAAUGCACAUGUAUUAGGAAAUCAUACAAAUAUGUUUACUGAAGAUGAUAUUACAUUCUAUAAUUUUGUUCCAUGUGAAAAAUCACUAUUCGAUGACGAUUUGUACGAAUCGAUAGCUUCUUUCUUCAAAUGGCAGUACCCAUCUAACUAUAUGUUUAUUCACAGAGAGUCUUUUUUAUAUCAUUUUCUAUUACUCGAUUUUGAUAACGAUUUUGUAUCCGAGGAAUUAAUAUAUUCGAUAGCUGCCGUCGGAUCCAGAUUUUCCUCGAAUCGUGCAUUACAACUCAAAGCAGAAGGUUAUUAUACACAUGCAAAGAAGUUUAUAUUUAUGUCUCCUGAGACAUCUGAAAUAGAUUUCUCCACAGCGAACCUGACUAAGUUACAAAGUCUACUGUGUCUUGCAUUUUUUGAUAUAUCAAAGGGAAAUCUAACGAGUGGAUGGAUCCUCUCGGGGAUAGCUUUUAGAAUUGGGUCAGCAAUUGGCUUUGAAAGAGACCCUAGUGAAUGGAUAUAUGGCCAACGAACGAAACUUAAUAUCAGGGCAGGUUAUCCAUUUGAUUUAAAGGCUGUCCAAAGGAGAAUAUAUUGGGGAACGUAUAUUGCGGAUCAUUUUAUUAGUCUUAUAUUUGGCCGUUACCCAAGUUUGAGAUAUACUGAGGCGUCAAUAAUGUCAUCAUCUGAUUUAUAUAACCUUCCAAACAUAAAAGACUUUCUGUUCUAUGACCGUGAAAUUAUGAGUUAUUACUCCUGCGAUGUGCUGAUACCCCUCAAAGUAUUGAUUGAUUUGGCUCAGAUCAGUGAGUCAAUGAUCCUUGAUGUCUUUUCUCCAGUGACUAAAUCUGAGCCUGGUACUGAGGAGAGAAAUAGAGAGAUUCAAAGACGUUUAAAACGAUUACAGGAUUAUAACAACUCCUUAGAUAAAUGGGUUUUAGGUCUACCUCCUCAAGUAUCCUUAGAUAAAAAGGAUUUAUUAUCUUCAGGUCAUAAUUGUAUUAAUUUGUCAGUAAGAAGCUCUUAUUUUCUCACGAGAUUAUCGCUAAAUAGACCUUUUGUUCAAUAUCCUGAUGAUGAAAAUAUUAAUAAAUCUCCUUCCUUUUGUGAAAAGGCCGUAAUAGAGUUGUAUAUGGUGCUCAAAUCAAUUGAUAGAGUCUACGGCUUACCUGAAUUUGAACCAACGUUACCUUUGGUAUACUCAAUGGUUCUAGGUACUAGCAUUCUUACCUUAAAAUUAUCCUGUGGAGAAGAGACGUUACAAGGAGAACCAAUAAAAUUAAUCUUAGACUUAUUCUUAAAGUAUUUAAGUAUAUCAGAAGGAAGCCUUGAAAUAGCAAAAAAUGCUAUGGAUAUUGCACAAGGGACUUUUAAGAAUAAAAACGAUAACAGUAUAUCCAAUUUACAAAGUAGGAUAUUAAGCUCAGAUAAUGGAUUAGACGAAGCAUUUCUCGACAAAUUGUUGAGUGGUGAUGUCAUUGAUUGUGUUUUUGAUCCUGGGUUCUUCCUCUCUGAUUCGGGGCAAUCGUGA
This is a messenger RNA of Maudiozyma saulgeensis, 1974 nucleotides long. NCBI's taxonomy places the organism in Eukaryota, Fungi, Ascomycota, Saccharomycetes, Saccharomycetales, Saccharomycetaceae. The record is from the annotation of a GenBank genome assembly.